UAGCAUAGCUAGUUACGUGUUCUAAUGUCAAGUAGCACUACGAAGUUGGUAUGUCUACAUCUGUUCAAGAUCCAGGAACGAGCUGUCAGUUGACGUAUGCAAGAGAUGUGCCAGAGAGCUUCAGCUCUAGCACUAGCCAGUUUGUGCUUGACGGUUACAGCGUCGCAUACGUAACUAAAGUCCCAGGGAACUUACAUUGUGCGCUAUGUCGCACAGUGCUCGACAAGCCAGUCCAAGCGUCUUGCGGAGAUCGCUUCCAUCAGCCGUGCUUCAAGUCUCUAUUUAGGGAAUGUGAAAAUCCAAUAUGCCCAACUUGUAAGGAAAAACUAGACAAAAGAAUAUCCUACAGAGAUGUGUUUGCUGACAAGGAACUGAUGGAACUGGAAGUCUUUUGUUGUAUGAAACCUGCUGGUUGUGACUGGAGUGGUGAACACAGAUUACUACAAAAACACAUUGAUACUUGCUCAUACACACUAGUGGCUUGUUCCAAUCCUGGUUGUUUAGCUGAAGUGACCAAAUCUGAAUUACAGCAACAUGUUGACAUUUUUUGUGACUUUCGUUUUGUCAACUGUCCAUACUGCAAUGAGACAAUGACAGCUAAGGAGCUGACUGAUCAUAUAUCAUCAUGUUUGAAAGCACCUGUAAUCUGUCCAAAUGAAUGUGAAGAUGGAAAAACAAUGAAUCGAGAAAAUCUGGCAAGUCACAUGGAAAUUUGUCCAAAGAAGGUAGUGACAUGCAACAUUGUUGGAUGCAAUUUCAAAGGACAACAACAUGAGCUGAAUGCACAUGCUGAAGCUUCACUGCCACUUCAUUUGUCUUGCCUUGGUGAUUGCAUGAAACAACUGCAACUUGAAGUGAAAGAUUUUGACUGCAAAAUAGACGACAAGAUCAAAGACCAAAUUCAGAGUCUCAAGAAGCCUGCAGUACAUGACUCAAUGAGCAGCGACAGUGAGCAGAAACUGUCAGCACUAGAAGAUCAGUUGAGAGAGUUCGAGUCUCGCCAAACUUUUAUGCAGCAGAAGACAAUCGCAGCGUGUUACGAGUCAGUCGAUAACAUUCAGAAACAGUUCAAGACGAAAGUUGAUUUAUUGGAUCAACACAUGAGGCUGAUGACAGAGAAAUGCAUUAAAUUUGAAGAAACCAUUUCUAUGCAGGAUGUCAGGAUGAAGCAACUGGAAAGCGAAUUAUCUCAAUACAGACUCAACGGUGGAACGAAUGUGGGUCUGCAGCAGCAGUUUAGGGCUCAAGAUCGAGUGCUGGCAAGUCAUGAUAUGAAACUAGCAGAACACGGUCUGAGGCUUGACAUGAUUGAUUGUAAGAACACGAACGGUGUGCUGCUGUGGAAGAUUACUGACAUCAGACGACGAAGAAUAGAUGCUGUGAGUGGCAAGACACCAUCCAUCUACUCACAACCAUUCUACACGUCACCCAAUGGAUACAAGAUGUGUGCUCGUCUCUAUCUGAAUGGAGACGGGAUGGGACGUGGUACUCAUUUGUCUCUUUUCUUUGUGAUUAUGAGAGGAGAAUACGAUUCUCUUCUUCCUUGGCCAUUUAGACAGAAAGUCACUCUCAUACUCACCGAUCAACAAGGCGGCAAUCACGUGUCUGACACGUUCAGGCCUGAUCCCACGUCCUUGUCAUUUCAAAGACCAAGAAAUGAGAUGAAUGUUGCAUCUGGAUGUCCACUAUUUGUACUUCUGGCUACUUUAGACAGCAAUGGAUAUGUUAAAGAUGACACUCUAUUUAUAAAGAUAGCAGUUGAUCUUACAAAUGUUAUACGACCAGAUGCCAGCUGAAAUCAUGGACAAAAACUGUAUGGCAAAUUGUGACAAGCAUGACUGUGUGUUGUUGGAUAGCUUCAGUUAACUAUAACUGUUUUACUUUUACAAUAUAGUUUGAAAACUUUGUUUUGGAAAAAGGGCAGACUUGCAUGAUUUUUACAUAUUGUUGGACCCAGUGUUUUUUUAGUUGACAAAGAUGCUUAUUAUUAUGUUUAAUUUGGACAAGUAUACUGAGUAUUUAAUUAAAUUAUAUGGAAUUCCAUUUCAAUGUUUAGAUUUAAAAUUUUCUCGUAUAUGUGCAAUUAAAAUUGGCGGCAAAAGCAA
Molecule: messenger RNA, 2105 nt
Organism: Corticium candelabrum
Lineage: Eukaryota; Metazoa; Porifera; Homoscleromorpha; Homosclerophorida; Plakinidae
Product: TNF receptor-associated factor 3-like
Exons: 7
Coding region: 51-1796 (581 amino acids)
Biological process (GO): tumor necrosis factor-mediated signaling pathway; protein K63-linked ubiquitination; regulation of apoptotic process
Molecular function (GO): zinc ion binding; protein binding
Source: RefSeq, a predicted model, not a curated record